This is a messenger RNA of Portunus trituberculatus (swimming crab), 654 nucleotides long. RefSeq names its product keratin-associated protein 19-2-like. Lineage: Eukaryota; Metazoa; Arthropoda; Malacostraca; Decapoda; Portunidae. The coding region runs from base 61 to 402 and encodes 113 amino acids. The transcript has 2 exons. The record is from RefSeq and is a predicted model, not a curated record.
AAGCAUCCAGCUAUCUCACACACAGGCAGCAGCUCCUCCUCCUGCAGCUACAGAUACAAGAUGAAGUCCUUCUUUGCCCUCCUGCUUCUCGGCGCCCUCGUGGCCGUGGCUCUGGCUGAACCUGGCUAUGGCGGUUAUGGCGGCUAUGGCGGUUAUGGCGGCUAUGGCGGCUACGGCGGCUAUGGCGGCUAUGGUGGCGGCGGCGGACGUGGCUUUGCUGUUGGCUUCGGCGGACAUGGCGGCUAUGGUGGCUACAGCCGUGGCUAUGCUGGUGGAGUUGGCCAUUCAGUGUUCAACCUCGGCUAUGGCGGCUACGGGUAUGGCGGUCAUGGUGGUCGCGGCUAUGGUGGCUACGGUGGCUAUGGUCAUGGCGGCUAUGGCGGCUACGGUUAUGGAAAGUAAUUGGCAUGUCCCACUCUGUACCCGCUCCACUACUACUGUUUGUGUCUGGAAUAGAAUGAAGGGAGCUGCUGCCUCUCCUCCAUUCCUCACAACAUACUUCUAACCUAACCUUCUCGACUCUCACUGGUACCCUCCCUCUACUCCUUCUGCUCAUCCAUCACCUCCUAUCACCACCAUCGGAUCCUCUACUGUUUGUCUAUGUUCCUUUUGUCCCAUACUCAAUAAACUCACGCGAAGAACCCCAUCAAACGA